GUUUUGGGCACUAUUGCGAAAAGUCCAACCCGUUCGUUUUGUCUCGGAUCUUUCUCUACCUGAAGGCGCUGUGAUUGACGUUGGCCGGCCGAAGAGAAGGAGCUGACUGGCAUUUUAUACACGACAUCUGUCGCAAAUUCCCCGACUCUCAGCCCUGCGAACCUCCCCCACCAAAGCCUAGCGCACGCGAUAUCAUAUAAUCCCGGCAUAAUAUAUUUCUUGUCUCUCUGCGUGCUUCAGUCCCAGGCAUCCCGCUUCACAAUGUCGCAAUCAGCCGUCGACCUCAAGAACCAGGGAAACAAGGCGUUCGCCGCUGGAGAUUGGCCUACGGCGAUCAGCUUCUAUGACAAGGCCAUCGAGGCAGACCCUACCGAGCCCACAUUCUUUACCAACAGAGCCCAGGCAUAUAUCAAGACUGAAGCAUACGGAUAUGCCAUCGCCGACGCCACCAAGGCGAUCGAGCUCAACCCGAAGCUGAUCAAGGCAUAUUUCCGCCGAGGCCUCGCCCGUACUGCGAUUUUAAAACCAAAGGACGCCAUCGAGGACUUUAAAGAGUGCGUCCGGCUAGAUCCCACCAACAAGGAUGCGCGACUCAAGCUGGAGGAGUGCAAGAAGAUUGUGCGCCAAUUAGCCUUCUUCGCCGCCAUUGAAAUUGGAGAUGAGCCCUCGGCUGCUGAAGGGCUUGAUUUGGAGUCCAUGGCCCUUGAGGAGGGCUACGACGGAGUGGCGCUAGGAAAUGAGAUGACACAAGAAUUCAUCGAUGACAUGAUCGAGAGAUUCAAGACCGGCAAGCUCCUUGCCAAGAAAUACGUCUAUCAGAUCCUUAUUGCCGUCAAGAAAAUCGUAUAUGAUGAGGCCACCAUGGUGGAGACGGAAGUUCCCGAGGGCGUCGAACUCACCGUUUGUGGUGAUACCCACGGCCAGUACUUUGAUCUUAUGGAGCUGUUCCGACGAAACGGCCACCCGUCAGAUAAGCAUUGGUACUUGUUCAACGGCGACUUUGUCGACAGAGGAUCAUGGUCCACCGAAAUUGCUCUAUUACUCUACGCCUACAAGUGGCUGCGGCCCAAGAACUUCUUCUUGAACAGAGGAAACCACGAGACAGAUGAUAUGAACAAGGUAUACGGCUUUGAAGGCGAGUGCAAAGCCAAGUACAAUGAGAGAAUUUUCAGGUUAUUUUCCGAAAGUUUCUCUGCAUUGGCCCUGGCGACACUAAUUGGAUCCAAAUAUCUGGUUCUCCACGGUGGUCUGUUCUCUGAUGACAAGGUCACAUUAGAUGACAUUCGAAAGCUGAACCGACACUCGCAACGCCAACCCGGCCAAGCGGGUUUGAUGAUGGAGAUGUUGUGGACUGAUCCUCAGGAGGAGCCUGGCCGGGGGCCCAGCAAGCGAGGAGUGGGCAUGCAAUUCGGACCAGACGUCACCAAGAGAUUUUGCGAGAACAACGGCUUGGAAGCUGUUAUUCGAAGUCACGAAGUGCGCAUGGAUGGCUACGAAGUACAACACGAUGGCAAAUGCAUCACUGUCUUCUCUGCUCCGAGAUACUGUGACUCAACGGAGAACAGGGGCGCUUACAUCAACAUCGGACCUGAUUAUAAGCUCCGGUAUGAACAGUUUGAUGCAGUACCACACCCGAACAUUCGGCCGAUGGCAUAUGCCCAAAACUCUCUCAUGUCAUCUCUAAUGUAAAGCCUCUGGAUUGCAGGCAAGGCGGAGGAAGGGUGUAUAUGAACUAGAGGCAUAUAUACACUCCUGCUUCUGGGUAUCCAACAGACUAUUAAAAACAGUAAAAAGUAAAAUGAAGAAUACGGCCAGGUAGCGAGGCGGCACUUAGAUAUACCCUUUGCGGUUAGGUAUUUUAGGUUAUGCAGCACCAAUGCCUCAGUUAUUAUUCCACA
Trichoderma atroviride IMI 206040 is the source of this 1898-nucleotide messenger RNA. RefSeq lists its product as uncharacterized. NCBI's taxonomy places the organism in Eukaryota, Fungi, Ascomycota, Sordariomycetes, Hypocreales, Hypocreaceae. The record is from RefSeq and is a predicted model, not a curated record. Gene Ontology annotation, molecular function: hydrolase activity; protein binding.